This is a messenger RNA of Schistosoma intercalatum, 3480 nucleotides long. NCBI's taxonomy places the organism in Eukaryota, Metazoa, Platyhelminthes, Trematoda, Strigeidida, Schistosomatidae. The record is from the annotation of a GenBank genome assembly.
AUGGAUUUGAAAACUCAUGAAAUUCAUUCAGGUCAUUUUAUGGUUAGCAUUCUUGAAGAUUCUGAGGAUGAGACAGAACAUUCGAAUAAUAUAUUCACUGAAAACGUCACUACAUACAGUUCCAAAGAUAGCAGUAAUCAGUCAACUGUUAAGGAUAAAAACAGGCUGAUUUUUGAGAACCUAGCUUCUCUUUUCAAGUAUUUGGAGAUCGCUUAUAGUGGAAAGCUGACGAGCCCGAAAUGGGACAAAUUUCGUGGACUAAGAUUUGCAAUAAAAAAUAAAAUCCGACUCAACAACAUAGUUUGGAGAGAAUACCACAUGCAAUAUGUCAAAAAAUUAAAGCCAGUUGUUGUUCAAUUCCAGACACCUGUAUAUGAAGAUCAUUCUAAAACUGAAGCAGUUAUAUUAGAAGGAAAAUAUUGGAAAAGGCGCGUAAGUACCUUGUGUAAAGAGUAUCGCCUUUGGAGAGCAUUUGCCAAAAACAGGAUAUACAGUUCUCAAAACAGACAAAUUAUACAAUGUGCCAAUGAACUACUCGAAGGGUCGGAUCUAUGUCCUUAUCAAUUUAGUGACCUAUCAAAGAAUACGUCUUCAAAACUUAUGGAGGAAAUAAUGAUGGACAUAGAUGAGAAUCUAGAUUUGUUUUUUGAUCAACCGAUAACAUUUCCAAAUCGACGAGAUUUACCUAUCUUGGGAAACGCCGAUAUAAUGCAACCAGGUUUGCAACAACUUCAACCUGAUAGAAGUUCAUGUGACGACAUAUCGUGUAAUAUUUUUCAGUCUAUUGACCCCAAUUCGACAUUUCAAUGUAGUUCUUCUGAUGCACAUUCGUGUGAAUAUGCAUGGCCUAGCUCGUACUACCCAUUUAACAAAUAUAUAUGUGAAGCAACGUUCUCAAACACAACUACACCUCUUCCAGAGGCCAAACAAAGUUGUAACCUACCUCUUGUUGAACGUCUUAGCGUAGUCGAUUCGUCUUCCCAAAUCUGCUCAUCAUUUUUGUCAGGUAAUCGUAAAUCUGGUCUUUUGGAUUUGGCUACCACCAGUAGUGAAGGGUGUGGACCUUAUUUAAAUAACAGUGUUAGUGAAACAGAUUACCAUGGUCCCCAUCCUUAUCGACCAUCGUUUCCUGUGUCUCAAAAGCGCUACUUCCAACAUCAAUCCAGAGUUGCUGGUCAGCACCAAAGCAGCAACCAUUCUGUUAGCAUGGAAUCAAAUUAUGGAUUAACUACAGGUUCAAUACACACAAAAGGUCACGUAGCUGAACCCAUAAAAUCGUUUGGUUAUCGUGUAGAAUCGAAUAAAGAAAAAGGCAAUCAUACAAACAAAUCUGUUCUUUUAAAUGCCUUACUGCGUGGUAGUAGCAUUGGUCAAAGUUUGAACUCGCCCAGUGAUUGCAUGGACACUAGUGCAUUUCAGGAAACUUCUAAGUGUUCGUCUCCCUCACUUUGUAAUGCUCUAAGCAAUUCAGGAAACUGCUUUGAUAGUUCAUCCAACAAACAUCUAAUCCACCUCAACGAUUCAUCAAAUAAGUCAGUUCAGGUCGAAAAAGGCCCCAAUCUUCUUACAAAUACAAAAGGGUUACCAGAUUCUUACGCUCAUCCUAGUUAUUCAUACAAUGAUCAUUCAUCCAUUAAUUCAAUAAAUACAGUACAGAAUGUUGACAUCCCCAGGAUUAAUUCAUUGAAUGUUGCGGAUAAUAUAUCAGCUCCAGUGGCUAACUAUGGGGUGUCUGGUGACUGUUCCAUAACUCAGAACCAUGAGCCUGAUCUGUCUGUUUUGACACAAACUGUAUCUCGAGCAGAUGGUUCAUCUUUUCUAAUCUCUCAUAAUCUUUUGGUAAAAAAUUGCAGGACGGAAUCUAUUGGCUUCGGUGUUACUGACCUUUUAAUGCGAGGUUCCAAUAAUUACUUUAAUAAAACUGAAUUGAUUUCUCAACAAAGCUCAGUCGAUUCACAUAACUCUCUUGGUCUACCGCUAGAACGAAAAAAUUCAAACGUACAAACUUUGGAUCCAAACGGUUCUGCCGUACAAAGUACACAGGGAAACCCAAAUUAUUUGGUCGAUGUCAGCGCUGUUCCUUCUCAGAAUUCACAAGACUCCAUCCUUAUUUUUAAAGGAAAUAACGGGCUUUCUACAUCAAUCCAUGGAAGUCUUUCUGUUUCAUCAAAUACAGGUUUUAAUUUCUCUAGUCGUAAUUCUGGUCCGUGCACAAUCCCUAGUAAUUCACUUUCAGAAUCGAAUAUGUUUGCUCUACCAAGUAAUGAACUUAGAAAUGCAUACACAGAAGAUUCUAAUUCUGAGCUGGAAACUUUGGUACCUGGAAGUUGGACUGAACCACAGAUUUUUCCACAUGCAAUCAAUAUUUCACUAAAUGAUAUGGAACAACUUCCUAAAGCAUCAGUCACAAGUGAUAAAUGUUUAAACGUAUCUAAGAUUAUCGAAAGUAAUCCAUCAAUGCUUGGACGUUCCAGUUCAGCUGGGAAUUUAUUCUCACUUCAACAUAAUCAAAUUCCUAGUUGUUCGAUACAGGGUUCAGCAACUACUACAUCGAGUUUUGGAAGUACAGAAAUUUUAUCUCCAAUGCUUUCUAACCAUAAAGGAUUUCUGUAUGCUACUUCACCAUCGUGUUCUCCACCUUCGGUUUCAGAACAAAAUGAUCAACAAGCUAAACAUAUUCUAGGUAAUUCCUCUGAAGAACGACGACGUCAAUCUAUGCAAUCUGGUUUACAAACUCUACGACAACUGUUAAAAUUACACUCCAAUUUAGAUAAUCUUGGUGGUAGUAACCGUCUGACAGCUCGCAGACAUCUUAGCAAUCUAGAAAUGCCUUCCAUAUCUGGGACUUAUUCAUUUGGGGAUACAGAUAUGCCUAGUGAAAUGCUUAGCGUUGGAUUACGUCCAUCAAAUGGGUUAGAUUUUACAUCUGAUGAACAAAUGAUGUCUUCAGGAACCGAAGUUGGUGGUACUGCUCGAGCAUCUAAAGCUGCAACAUUAAGAAGUGCUGCAGAACUAAUACGAAAAUUAAGAGAUGAACGAAAUGUAUUAGAAACACAAUGUACAAAUCUUAAGGGCGAAGUAAAAGCUUUGAAAAGUGCAAUUAACCUUUUUUGUGAAAAAUUGCCCCCCUCCAAUUCAUCAUCUACAAGGUCAAUAUCAGAUCAAAAUUUAAAUUCUUACUAUUCUGAAUGGUUUCGUGCAUAUGUGCUCCAACAAACUGAAGUUAAUUGGAAAUUUUAUAUAUUUAGUUUAAUAAUCGGUAGAAUUUUCAAGUCUUAUUGCAAUACAACAAUUUCAAGUUCACGUGAUCAAUUUAUCCGAUCCGUAUAUGGUUGGUUAGAUGCUAAUUGUUCCCUGGUACAACUAAGACCUGCUGUAAUGCAAGCUUUAUGCACUCUUGGGAAAACAACUUCUGUUUUACAAGAACCGAAUAAAUUACCUGAACAAUCUAGAUCAUUGUCUAUCACGAAUUUAUUUUGA